Sporothrix brasiliensis 5110 is the source of this 1419-nucleotide messenger RNA. RefSeq lists its product as uncharacterized. The transcript is spliced from 3 exons. The coding region runs from base 1 to 1419 and encodes 472 amino acids. NCBI's taxonomy places the organism in Eukaryota, Fungi, Ascomycota, Sordariomycetes, Ophiostomatales, Ophiostomataceae. The record is from RefSeq and is a predicted model, not a curated record.
AUGAAAACCACUUCGCUUUUUACGUUUGCCGUACUGGCCAGCCUUGCGGCUGCGAAUUUUGAGUUCCGAAGCCGUCCGGAGUUUGCUAUUCCGCAUUUGAAUAUCACAACAACUGAAAAGCUAGGGUCUCUCGAAAAAGGCUUGCUGUUUGUCGGCCAGUACCCGGGCUUUACGACAGGCCCAGACAAUGUCGCCUUCGGCCCCAUCCAGCCGGCUGCUUACAUUUUCCAGGACGACGGCGAGCUGGUUUGGUCCGGUGUCGGCUAUCAUGCCGGCUGGGUGGCCAACUUUGCGCCUGUGAUCUGGAAGGGCGAGCCAUACUUGCGGGCAUUCCAGGGCGCAUUGGAUCCGGUUCACGGCCGGAUGUUUGGCUUCCACUCGCUGCUGGACAAGCACUACCGGCCGGCCAAGGUGCUGCAAUCUGGUGGUCACCGCUGGGCAUCGGCACACGAGUUUAAUAUCAUCGACGAGAAGACAGCGCUGAUUGAAAUUCCCCUGCCUGUCGUGGCGUCGCUCAAACCGUGGGGCGGCGACGAGAGCCAGGUCUGGGUCCUGUCCAGCGGUUUCCAAGACCCGAAGCGCAGCGCGUUCCCUCUGGACACGAAAACGAAUAUUUUUGGCUCGGGCCGCUCCGAGAGCGACGCGUGGAACUACUUUCAUGUCAACAGUGUGGACAAGGACGGCGACGGCAAUUACCUAAUGUCGGCGCGCAACAUGCUGGGCGGCCUGCACGGCGGUGCAGACUUCGAAUUUGAGAACCCAGAAAACGAUGUUUUUGGUUACCAGCACCACGCCCGUUUUCGCGGCCGUUCAACGGACGGAAGUAUCGAGUACAUCUCCCUGUUCGACAACGGCGCCCAUUCGGCCGAUGUGAAGACGCACCCUACGUCGCGUGCUCGUGUUUACAAGCUCGACUACAACACCGGCAAAGCCACCGCAAUUCGCUCAUACGAGGCACCUGACGGCCUGUCUGCAUCCACACAGGGCAGUACGCAGAUUCUGCCCAACGGCCAUGUCUUUGUCAACUGGGGCCAGGCAGGCGCAAUCACCGAGUAUGCCGAGGACGGCGAGGUUCUGUUCCAUGCUUACCUGGACUCGGACCCGGCUGGUCACCUGGUGCAGAGCUACCGUGGUUUCCGGGCGAACUGGACGGGUAUUCCCGCGGAAGAGCCAGCUCUCGCAGUCUAUGUAUCGGAUUCGGCCAACAAAGAGGGCAUCGAUGCCUAUGUGUCGUGGAACGGCGACACCGAGACAAAAGUCUGGCGCUUUUAUGUGGCAUUCGAUGGCCGUUUCUUGGGUGAGGUGAAGCGUUCUGGUUUUGAGACGCAUGCAUUCUUCAAGAACGUUGCUUCGGUGCCAUUCCUGGAUAGUGUUAAAAUCUACGCGGAGGCGAUUGACGGCGACGGCACCGUUCUGUGA